AUGGUCGAAUUGAUCAGCCCUCCCGAUCCCAGAACUCUGCUUCCUCCGCUUCUUGCUUGUCUCCCCACCGCGUUUGUCUCUCCGCGCCCGCCACCAGCUCUUCUCCCGUUACUCUCUCCGAUUCUGCGGCAGCGAACGCAAUUUUUGACAUCCGUGUCCACUUCCUCCUCCGAGUCGUGGCUGCGUCUGUUAUGUUGGGACACGACCAAAGCCGAGCGUGUGCAGAGUAUCGUCGAUGAGUCCACUUUUGAACCCCACCCCGUCUCGGGCGAGAUCGACAUGCCCGAUGACAUUCCCAUCGGGUAUAAGCGCAUCGAUGACGAGACGCUUCAGGCUCGACUGUUGCUCCCCGAGUUUCACCUGACGGUCAUUUACCUAUGGUGUCCAGACGAUGAGCAGGGUGGUGGCCGGGGCUGGCGUGUCGCGGAACUACUUCCGCGAGAAGGCCCCGCCGAGGACGAUAGCUCGUGGAUGCAGUCCAUUGGCGAGGCCAAUGAGCGAGCCCAGGAGAAGCUCUUUGCCGAUGUGAUGGACGACCGACGGGAUGACCAGGCGACGUACAACAGUUCAAUCCAGAUGAACGCUGCUGAGAAUGAGGAGGAAGACGAUGAUGACUACUGGGCCCAAUACGAUGCAACACCGGGGAGCAAGACUCCGGCGCCUCGGGCAGGUGCCGCAUCCCACCAGCCGUCAGGAUUGUCAGAGGCAUCAUACUAUUCACAGUACGGAAACGUUCAACCGGCGAUGGAUAAUCAUGACCCGGGAGAAGAACAGCCCGAGGUAGGACCCUCAUCACUGAACGGCGAUAUGCUUGCCAAUCUGCUGCGACGGCAGGUCCAUGACUCGGUUCCAGCUUCGUCUCUCGCUCGUACCAACGGCUAUGCCGCGGGCGAAGAACCUGGCGAUGCGGCGGCCCGCUCUCUCAGUCACCCACGCCCUGCGUCGGUGUCAUCGAGUGGCACCGAAGCAGUCGCAAAGCUGGAACAAGAGGCGGAGAGUCAGAGCUCAUACGAAGUCGGAGUCAAGCAGCACAUUGGUACCAGCAUCAAGAGUCUGUUCAGACUGGCCAAGGCGACUGGCAUGACGCGUGCUGAAUUCCAGAGCAUGGUGCGCACUGAGCUAGAGCUGCUGGAGGUGACCGAUGCCGAUGAGUAA
Messenger RNA from Penicillium diatomitis, 1155 nucleotides. RefSeq lists its product as uncharacterized. Bases 1 to 1155 code for a protein of 384 amino acids. The record is from RefSeq and is a predicted model, not a curated record. The transcript has a single exon. Lineage: Eukaryota; Fungi; Ascomycota; Eurotiomycetes; Eurotiales; Aspergillaceae.